AUGAUCUUCCAAGGAGCGCCGCAUGCGGAGGCGGAGGCGGAGGACACCACCAACAAGAAGUUGUGUGGGAAAUGUCGACAACAUGGGAUUGAGGUGCGCUAUAAGAAUCAUCAGAAAUUGUGUCCUUUCAUGGAGUGUGGAUGCGCUAAGGUAAGGGGGGGGGGGACCAGGAAAAUGAAAUUUGGAAUUUCUUCGAUUUUUUCUAACAGGGGAAGUACUCCAAGUGUGACGCUCAGAUUUUGAUGAAACUUGGCAUAAAUUUAGAAUAUUUUUUUCUAAGAUAUAUGCGAGAAUCCUAUCUCGCGCUUUGCAGAAACAACCGAGAUUUUUAGAUCGAAAGUGGGCGAAAAUUUAGGACUUUUUGCCGAAUUUCAGCACGAAAAGUUUCAUGCCUAUUUCAACUGUAAAGUGUAAUGUUUCCACAAAAAAUCAAAUUUUUCCGCACGAAACUGCCAAAGUUAUGGCCAAAAAACGGUUUUCUCUCUGACCGCUCUCCACGUUGAGCGUGCUCUCUCGGCCACAAAGAUGGUUGAAUAUCUCGGCGGCGCCCGCAAAGCGCGAGCUAAAACUUUUAGGAAUUGAUAUAUAGUCCAUACCCGAUGUGUGUGCAAAAUUUAAAGGAAAUCUGAGCGUCACACUUCAAGUACUUCCCUUGUAAAUAAAAAAAAAUAGAAAAAAAACAUUUUUUUUUACAAAAAAUCGAAAAAAUAUUUUUUCUGAAUGAUGUAGAAAACAUCGUAGAAUUCGAUUUUUGAAACUUUUUUGAGGUGUUUUUUUCAUUUUUUCAGUAUGUCGGGAAAAUAAUGAACAACUAAGAGCAAACCAUCCAUUUUUUCGUUUUUCGCACUGUGCAAAACCGAUUUUGCCCCGCGACGAAAACUCUACGCACUUUAUGAAAAACACUCCCAGUUUGUCGGGAAAAUAAUGAGCACAAUGUCGCAGUCAAAAUCGCGCCGCUGAAUUCAACAAAAAUUUGAUUUUUCCCGCAACAAAAUUCAUUUCCCCUUCAGCAAUGCGAUUUUCAAUGCGACAGUGUGCUCAUUAUUUUCCUGACAAACUGAUAGUGUUUUGGUCACCCAAAAAGCUUUGAAAUUUUUAAUCUUUGUUUUUUGGCGAACUUUCUUCCCUUCAUAGUUUUGUCUUCUCAGUAAACCUAAAAUUGUUUCUCCCUACAAACCACAGAAUACAAUGGAGCACUCUGUGUUUGGCGUGCGUGAGUUUUGUUUUGGAGAGCUUGAGAAAUUUUGAUGACUAAGUUGUAGUGGCGGAAAUUACUGUAACACAAUGUUUUAAAAAUUAUUUUUAUAAUACAAAAGAAUCUUUCUUUAGCAAAAAAUUCUACCCAGUUGCUUUAGGACCUAUGUACUAUAAUUUACGGCGUUUUGGGCCAAGUAGAAAAUUACAAAAAAACUUGGUCUUUUUCGUCAAAGUUGACAUCUUUUGGUGGCGUUGCUUUAGGACCUAAAACUUUUUUUUGAAAGCUUGUGUUACUAUUGACCAGGGGUGCUCAGUGGGCCGGGCUGGCCCGGCCCGGCACAAACGAGCCGGCCGGCCUCAAAAAUGGAAAUUGACAAACGGGCCGGGCCCGUCACGGGCCGGGCCGGGCCGCGGGCCUGGGGUUUUUUCCGGCCCGGCCCGGCCCGUCUAAAUUACAAUGCCAAACCGUUGGCAUUCAUUGUUUUCGCGCCGGGAAAAAUUAAUUGAUGUUGUUAUAGUUGCUGUUUCUCAAGUUCUAAAACGUUUACAAGUCUACAGUUCCAUUUCAGAACCACAAAACUAUCACAUUGAUCCUUUACUAGCUAGAUCAACGCCUUUUUUUGCCUAUGUUUAGAUCCCAAGCUUGGGCGCAGUUCGCAGAACCCUCUAUAAACGGGCCUGCACGGGCCGGGCCUGGAAAAAGACCAGACGGGCCGGGCCGGGCCGGUAAUUAGACGGGCCGGGCCGCGGGCCGAAAAUCGGAAAAAUAGGGUCCGCUGACCAACCCUGCUAUUGACAGUUUGUUUUACGUAGUUUUUGGGGCAAGCCACGAGGGAGCUCUGAACUUUUCGAAAAUCCAAAGAAAAUUAUUUAGAACCCAAACAAAGUCACGAAACAAGAAGAAUGUUUUAUGCUCGCUUUGAAGCCAACGUUUUUCAUUAGGAUCUGAAGAUCGCUUCUACUUUUCUUUCUUCAACUUACAGGGGAGGUACUCCAAGUGCGACGCUCAGAUUUUCUGAAAAUUUGCACACACGUCGGGUAUGGACUAAAUAUCAAAUUUCUGAAAGUUUUAGUUAGCGCUUUGCGGACGCCGCCGAGAUAUCGAACGAUUUUUGCCGCCGAGAGAGCACGCUAAACGUGGAGAGCGGUCAGAGAGAAAAACGAUUUUUGGCCAUAACUUUGACAGUUUCGUGCGGAAAAAUUUGAUUUUUUGUAGAAAGAUUGUCCCUUACUGUUGAAAUAGACAUGAAACUUGUCGUGCCGAAAUUCGGUAAAAAGUCCUUAAUUUUGGCCGAGUUUCGAUCUAAAAAUCUCGGUUGUUUCUGCAAAGCGCAAGCAAGGAUUCUCGCAUAUAUCAUAGAAAAAAUUAUUCUAAAUUUGUGCCAAGUUUCAUGCAAAUCUGAGCGUUGCACUUGGAGUUCUUCUCCUGUUAAAAAAAAUAUUUAGUUCUCGGAAAACGAGAUUUUUACUAUGAAAAUCCAGCUGCUUAUUACCACGCUUCAGUAGUCCGCUAAUAAUCUGGGGGAAAAGCAACUUGAAAGUCGCGAUUUCGCUGACUCUUUCGGCCGCAAAGGCUGUUGAAUAUCUCGGCUGCCCUUGCCAAGCCCGGGCUGGAAAUUUUAGGGCUUGCUAUGUGGCCUAGGCUUCAUUUUUACACAAAUUUUGAGCAAAUUCUGAGAACUAACUCAGACCUUUCUAUAACAAACAUUUUUUUGCAACAAACCUUCCUUCUUCCCCUCUAAAAAUUAAUUUUUAAAAAGUGCCCACAAAAAUUAUUGAAGUUGUGUUCUGUGCGUGCUCUGUUGGACCAUGAUAAAACUUCAACGAAAAAGGAGCGGUUAUAACGUUUAAUACGUUUGACGAAGGGCACAAGUUUCAUCUCUCGUCGCGAUAACUGUGUUGGGGGUUUAUCAAAUUCCGCAAAAUCAUAAUUCCGCCUGCAAUCAAACCCUCACGUCCCCGUCGCAAAACACAAGUCUAUUCUGUGCCUGGCCGGGUUCAUAGUUUUGGUUUUAUUGACUCGGAAUUACCCUGAUUCUUCUGUUUUUUUGAGGGGAGUUUGAGAAGUGAAUAAACGAUUGGGCCCUCAGGGGAAAAGGUCAAAGUUCGACGAACAAAUUUUUAUAAAUUUUACAAAAACAUGGUACAGCCUGGGUCACAUUUCAGUCCGUAAAAAAUUUUGCAGCCGAAAUGAUUCUUUGCCGAAGAGAGAGCAGGCGAAAUGCAGAGAUUGGUGAGAGAAAAACACUCUUUGGCCAUAUCAGUCUGUCUGGAAAAUAAUGUGGAUUGGACGCGCCUUGGAAUCGCCCAUUAUCGCUUUGCCACGGCUAGCCGCAGCUGUAGCUUUGGUACGCGACAAGCGAGGAGGCGAGACAUUCCAUAUUAUUUUCCCGACAAACCGAUAUCUCUGCCAAAUUCGCGCGGAAAAAGUUGAUUUUUUUACAAUUCUGAUAUUCUUGAUGUCUUUGAACAUGUCACACACUAAAAUUAUAUUUUUGUAGGUCAUGCUUUGCAGAAACAACCGAAAUUUUUAGUACAAAAGUUGGUAAAAAUUUGAUUUUUUUUUGUGACUUUAUGCAUCGAAAGUAUUAGCCUGCUGGGCCUUUUGGAAGUCGCUGGACCGAAAUCGGCGACAUGCACUGUACGAAAAAAGUUUUUCUUUGCACUGUCAAACGCCAAAAAAUCACUCCAGCGACUUCCAGAAAGGAGAACUAACCUGUCCUGCCAUAUUUUUUAUCGUAACCUUUCUUCUCUCGCCACCAACUAAUGCUCUUAUAAUAACCUUCGAAAGGCCACGGUUUCAAGUUGUGCGUUUCGUUUUCCCCGAUUCGUCCGACCACUAGCCUACAUUUGGAGGCACGUUGAAGAAUUAGGUCCAAACUAGAACGCAUCUGAUUCGCCUGACAGCCCUGUUUACGGACGCCAAAGUUUAACCUGGUUAAACAGUGCGUUUUGUGUUUUGAGUCGAAAAGUUGAGAAAUGCUUUUUGGGGGGAUAUACCAGUCUGUCGGGAAAAUAAUGAGCGCUCUGUCGAAAAUCGCAUUCAUUCUUGCCGUCGAGAAAAUGAAGUGUGCGGCGACAAAAUCAAAUUGCUUUUCGCUUAGCGAUGCUAUCGGCGCAGCGACAUUGUGCUCGUUAUUUUGCCGACAGACUGAUAUAACGAAGAAAUUCCGCGAGCAUUUCAAGCCCUAGGCCAAAGGGAGCGUCUGCUCAACAAACCAUUUAUAAUAUUGUAAGGACUACAAUUUUUUUGACAGAAUUUUUUUUUUCAAAAAUUUAAAAAAAUUUUAAUUUCGAAUUUUUUUUAAAUAUGUAUAUUUUUUCUAAUUUCUAAUCUUUCAGUGCAUCAAAGUGGAGAAAUACCGAAAACGGAUCCGCGAGACCAUUCGCCGCCUCAAACUGCAGAAGAAAGCACGCCUAUGUCUGGACAGCCCCACCACCAGCGGAGCGUCGUCCGUAAAGGACGAAGAGUUCAUCGACGUUGAGACCAACCACCAGUCAACCCCCGACACGGACGAAAUCAUUGUCCUGGGGGAGACUCCAAGUCCAAUUCUGCGGGUGAACGGGCUUAACAACGUUCAGAACAUGUCCUCAAGAUUCGUUGCGCUAAAACAAGCGUUUCCGCAGAUGUUCGCCAACGCUGGCAUGUCAACGAACGCUGUAACGAGUCUUCCGAGUGUUUCGGUGAACGGACUGUCAACAGGGCUUUCAACGAGCGUCUUAGCGACGCCAACGGCGCUUCCAAGCACUUCAAUUUUCCUUCAACAGAACCAAAGCUCCUUCAGCUGCAACCAACUCAACAAUCAGCUUGUUGCGCCCGCCACAACGGAGCUAGCCAAGCCCACGCCGGUUCGAUUUCAACCCCAAGUCUUGCCUCAACUCCUCAACUACUUUCCCAACUAUUCAACGCAACCCCAAGCCAGUUUCAACGCAAAACAAACCAUCCCCAUGACCCAGCUGUAUGAGUCAGUCGCGGCGGCUUAUCAACACGAUUCAGGGCUGCUCAAGUGCCGGAAGUCGGACAACAUCUUUGUCAGCGAUAACGCCGCGCUAACCCCCGUCUCGCUGUUAAAUUUCCCCGUGAUUGUGCCGAUUAUGGUACCGAACAAUUUGGUGUUUAACUUGAACAACAUGUGA
Molecule: messenger RNA, 5334 nt
Organism: Bursaphelenchus xylophilus (pine wood nematode)
Lineage: Eukaryota; Metazoa; Nematoda; Chromadorea; Rhabditida; Aphelenchoididae
Source: the annotation of a GenBank genome assembly